AUGAGCGCCAGGAGAGCGGUCACCACCCUCGGACGAGUCCUCGGAGGGGCCGUAUCGGCGCGAGGGGCGGCGCCCCGGGCCGGGGUCUGGGCCCCGGCUCUUUCUUCGUUCGGGUCCGAACAGGGGGGAGGCGUCGGGUGGGAUCAUCGUCGCCGCGCUGUGGACCCCGCGUCGUGUGCGCACCGCGCGUGGUCGUCGUUCCACGCGACGUCGCGCGCGGAAGAUGCCGAGAACGACUCCGGGCACCGCGCGGGUCCGGCGACUUUGGGGGCCCGCCGCGUUGUCCCCGGGGCGUCGUCGUUCGCGUCUCCGAUCGCGGCUCGGCACCCGACGUCUCGCGCGCGAUCGUCGGCGGCGGGCGAGGUGACCGAGGCGGCCGACGACGACACCCCCGGGGGCGCGGUAGACGCGCGCCCCGACGGCGUCGAGUACGAGGCGGCCCUCGCCGAGACCGUCCGCAUGGUCAAGCUCCUCUCCCUCGCCUCCCUGGGCGCCACGAUCGCGGGAACCCCGCUCUUACUCGAACUCGCAUCCCCAGAUCUCCCCGCCAACGCGAAACUCACCGUGUCGCUGGUCGUCGACACCUUCGGCGCGUUCACCACGGGGUUGCUCCAGUGGUUCGUGUCCCCGUACGUGCUCAAGAUGCGCAUGGCGGACGAGCACACCGUGGCGGUGGAGAAGUUGACUCUGUUCGCGAGGAGAUACGAGGAGACGUUCGCGGUGGCCGACAUGAGAGAAGCGGAGACGACGCGGCCCCUGGUGACGUGGGAGGCUUGCGGGAAGCUGCACUACGUGGAGAUGGGGCGGGUGCCGGGGUACCUGUACGACAGGUUGGGCCUCGAACGGUUCGACGCCCAGGCCAUGGCGGAGAAGCACGCGAAGGAGCGGAAGGAGGAGGACGAGGAGGACGAGUAUUGA
Molecule: messenger RNA, 918 nt
Organism: Micromonas commoda
Lineage: Eukaryota; Viridiplantae; Chlorophyta; Mamiellophyceae; Mamiellales; Mamiellaceae
Exons: 1
Coding region: 1-918 (305 amino acids)
Biological process (GO): mitochondrial proton-transporting ATP synthase complex assembly
Cellular component (GO): mitochondrial membrane
Source: RefSeq, a predicted model, not a curated record